Molecule: messenger RNA, 1278 nt
Organism: Medioppia subpectinata
Lineage: Eukaryota; Metazoa; Arthropoda; Arachnida; Sarcoptiformes; Oppiidae
Source: the annotation of a GenBank genome assembly
AUGUACCGUUGGGUGUGGAGUCUAUUCAUUCGGGCGCACAAAAAGGACCUCGAGUUCAGUGAUCUCUACCGCUGCCCAAAAUCAGAUGAGACACAUCUCGUCCGACAGAAGUUGCAAAUCAAAUGGGAUAAGCAAUUGAGGGGAAAAAAGUCAUCACUAUUUUGGGCACUCUUCGCAUCGUACGGACCCGAACUUAUUGUUCUCUAUAUCCCCGAUGCUAUCAGGGAAUUGGGACUGAAUUUGUUUCAGCCGUAUUGUAUCGCAUAUUUGGUGAGAUAUUUCAACGAUGACCCCAACACUAGCCAGUGGUGGGCCAUAUGGGCGGCCGUGGGUAUUGUGUUGGCCGCCAUUGCAAACAUGUUUAUCACACAUUUGAAUAGUACGCAUAACAGUAAAGUUGGAGUCAGAAUCCGUGCCGCCUGUUGUGCCCUAAUCUACCGCAAAUCGAUGCGUUUAAGUCAUUCAUCACUCGGACAGACAACUGUUGGCCAGAUAUUGAACAUUAUGUCCAACGAUGUCAACAGAUUUGAUGCGUUUGCAUCAAAUUCGCGAUCACUAUUUGUGGCGCCACUGCAGGCGGCGAUUGUAUUAUACUUGUUGUGGUCACACUUGCGGUGGGCGUGUUUGACGGGAAUGGGAAUACUUGUGCUGUUUAUACCAUUUCAAGUACUAAUGGGUCGUAUGUUUCGGACUAUACGUCAAAAGACGGCUAAAUUAACUGACAGUCGAAUCCGUUUAAUGCAAGAGAUUAUCGCCGGAAUGCGUGUCAUAAAGAUGUACGCCUGGGAACAGCCCUUCGCACAGUUGGUCGCAAUCGCUCGCAAAUCCGAAAUGACCCAGAUCCGUUUAUCAAACUUCUUAAAAGGGGUUAACCUUUCGAUUUAUUUUGUUUUAAUACGGGUUAUAAUAUACGCUUGUUUUUUAACAUAUGUACUGAUGGGUGGGAUGUUGUCGGCGGAGACAGCUUUUGCCACUAUUGCUUACUUUAAUGCCAUGCGUUGGUCAAUGGCUAAGAAUUUGCCCCUAGCUAUUGCAGCGUUAAGUGAGCUUGUGGUGGUUAUUAAACGUAUCCAGGAUUUUUUAUUACUUGAAGAGAUUAGUGUUAAGGAGUUUAAGGAUAAGGAAAACACUUCGAGUAAUAAAGAAAAAGGCGUUUUUAUGGACAAAAUGAGCGUUCGUUGGAAUAAUGAGACGACUGAACCCACGCUUCGGGACAUUAGUCUGAGUGUAAAACCCGGACAACUGUUGGCUGUCGUCGGAUCCGUUGGCAGUGGAAAG